AUGGGAUUGGAGAAUACUCCUAAGGAUACCAUGGACAGCAAAGAAUAUAGGCAUUCCUACAAAGCACAAUAUCUUGUAUAUGAUUUGACAGAUGGGCAUGUUUUUCCACUUCUAUCCAAAACACCUGCCAUAGAACUUCAAUAUGCAUCUUGGGGACCUAGUGGUAGUCAAUUAAUAUAUGUAUAUAAUAAUGAUAUUUACUAUAUACCACAAAUAACAUUGGAACCAAGCCCUUGGCAACUCACAAAUACAGGAAAAGAUGGUGAAAUCUUUAAUGGAAUACCUGAUUGGGUUUAUGAAGAGGAAAUUUUAUCAAGUAACAAUGCUAUUUGGUGGUCAGACAGUGGGAACAAAAUUUGUUUUGCUUUAUUUAAUGAUACAAAUGUAGAUAUCAUGACAUAUCAAAUGUAUGGUUCAUAUAAAGAUUUCAAUAAUGUUUAUCCUACUCCUAUAAACUUGAGAUAUCCAAAGCCAGGAAAAACAAAUCCAACAGUUACUUUAUUUGUCAUUGAUCUUUCUACAACGAAUCCACCUUUACAGAAAAUUACUCCUCCUGAAGAUUAUGUAGAUUCAUAUUACUUUACAUCCGUGAACUGGGUUGAUGACAAUAGAUUAUCUAUAACUUGGUUACGUAGACUUCAGAAUUCAUCAGUAAUUAGUAUUUGCUAUGAAAAUCAGAAAUGGAACUGCAUAAAAAGUGUUCAAGAAGAUAUGAAUGGGAGAGGAUGGAUAUCAGAUGUAUACAGACCUCCAUUAUUUACCAGUGAUAAAAACCAUUAUUUUGUUCGAAUGCCUAUUCCAGAGGGUGAAGCUGGAAGAUACUUUCAUAUCGUAAUGUGGGAUAUAAAUGGUAAACGAAAAGAUGUUCUUACAAAUGGGAAAUUUGAUGUUAUUGAUAUCAUAACUCAUCAAAGUAAUAAUCAUAAAUUAUACUAUUUAGCUGCUUCUGCAAACAAAAUUGGGCAGCAGCACUUGUAUUCCAUAACAGAUAUGAAUGCAAACAUAUCUAAAAAAGUAAGCUGUCUGACUUGUGAUAUUGGAAAAAGUUGUCUAUAUAAUAAUGCUAUAUUUAGCAAGAAUGCAAAAUAUUAUAUUCUGGAAUGCUUGGGACCAGAAAUACCAAGAGUUGAAUUGCGGAAUACUGAAGAAAACAAAUUAAUUGAAGUUUUAGAUACAAAUGAUAAUUUAAGAGAUCUUAUCAAUAAAAGGGCACUUCCACAAGUUCGUACAUUUCAAGUUCCAAUUGAUGGAGGGUAUAAAGCAAAUGUUAGAUUAUUUUUACCACCAGGAUUGAAAAAUGAUGAAAUAACAAAAUAUCCGUUAUUAGUGAAUGUAUAUGGUGGACCAGGCAGUCAAAUGGUAACUGAAAGAUUUAAAAUUCAUUGGGGAAGUUACUUAGCUAGUAAAAAAAAUUAUAUCUAUGCAUGGAUUGAUGGACGUGGAGGAGGAAGAAGAGGAGAAAAGAUACUUCAUGAAAUAUAUCAUCGAUUAGGAAGUGUUGAAGUUGAAGAUCAAAUAACUGUGACUAGGUAUUUAAGAAAUGAACUGCCAUUUAUUGAUAAAGAUAGUGUUGGAAUAUGGGGAUGGUCGUAUGGGGGAUAUGCUGCUGCUAUGGCUCUUGCAAAAAGUAAUGAUACAUUUAACUGUGGUAUGUCAGUUGCUCCUGUUACAAAUUGGUUGUAUUAUGAUUCUGUAUAUACUGAAAGAUAUAUGCAGCUACCUGAUGACCAUGUAGCUGAAUAUAAAAAUGCUAAUCUUAUGGAAAUUGCUGGCAAAAUUAAAGGAAAGAAAUUUCUUCUUGUUCAUGGGACAGCAGAUGACAAUGUACAUAUCCAACAAUCAAUGAUGCUGAUGAAAGCACUGACCAAAGAAGAAGUUUUAUUUCGAACACAGGUAUAUCCAGAUGAAAGACACACACUUAAUCAAGUUAAAAAGCAUCUUUAUAGAACUUUAGAAGACUUUUUAUCUCUUUGUUUUGUGAUUAAAAAGGAAGAUGAUGCUGGACAAAAGAAAGGAAGCUAGUCUUCUAUUUCCACCAUAUUGGUGAAUAUUUGUACAUAAAAAAUAUUUUCCCAGGAUUUUUCCACGCCGAGGGACUUAAAUCAUACUUUAAAAUCAAAGACGUUUUUGCACAAAACAGAAAAUUGUGCAGAUAUCAAGAUGCCUAUCAACAAAACGUUGUAUAAUAAAAACUCUUUUCAAAUUAGAUGAUUCAAAUUUAUGCCAUGCUGUAUAUAUAUCCAUCUAAAACAAAAAAUACAAGAAAAAAAAGCUGCAUACCAAGAAGAUUUAAUUAUAGAACGAUUACCGCCAUCAGUUAUGACAAUCUUUCUAUUUUGCUAUCAGUAUAUUAGCAAUGCAAUGAACUAGAAAAUAGAAAAAAAUAUUGCUUUUUUAUAUACCAUAUUUGUGAUAUACAGAUAUUCCACUUUAGGAAAAUAUUACAUGUUAUUCACAAUAUUUGCAUUAUAUUUCGUUGGAGGCACUUAUUUUGCCUACAUUUUGUGAUACAAUAUUUUAUAAUGUUUUGAUUAUUUUUAAAUGUAAAUCACAAUCUAUGUGCCUAUUUAAAAUAAAUAAAUCAUAUUAUUAAUAUGAUAUAUAUAUCAUAUUAUGAGCUUGAUAGUAAGAACAAUAUUAGCUGUAUUAUUUAUUAACAAAGUUUAUGCUAAACAAUGCCAAAAUUUCUAUAUAUAUAUACAUAUAUAAAUCAAUUCUAAGAAUAAUAGAUUAUAAUUCAAAUAUAUUAAUACUUUGAUGAUAGGAAAAGUAGAUUUAAGCAUAAUUUUAUCUAUCUUUAUAACACAAUUCUUCCAGAAAAUAUUAUAGAAAAAUAUAAUUUAGAAGUUUAAGUAUCCAAUAUUGUUAGUUAUAUGCUAAUUUAUGCCAAAAAUAUAAUUUAAAAAACUAUUUUAAAAAUUAUUUAUUAAAUUAUA
Centruroides sculpturatus (bark scorpion) is the source of this 2936-nucleotide messenger RNA. Its product is annotated as dipeptidyl peptidase 4-like. Bases 1 to 2022 code for a protein of 673 amino acids. Gene Ontology annotation, biological process: proteolysis. The record is from RefSeq and is a predicted model, not a curated record. The transcript has 17 exons. Gene Ontology annotation, molecular function: dipeptidyl-peptidase activity; serine-type peptidase activity. Lineage: Eukaryota; Metazoa; Arthropoda; Arachnida; Scorpiones; Buthidae.